This is a messenger RNA of Cercospora beticola, 2148 nucleotides long. RefSeq lists its product as uncharacterized. The record is from RefSeq and is a predicted model, not a curated record. Lineage: Eukaryota; Fungi; Ascomycota; Dothideomycetes; Mycosphaerellales; Mycosphaerellaceae.
CGCGAGGCCAUCGUGGCCGCAAUGCCACAAUGUCCCUCCUGCAUUUCGCUGGUUCUCAAUAUUGCCAUGCUGACCCACGAGGCUGGAAUACUUCUGGAAACAUCAUGUGUCUGCCGCAAUAGGCAAUACUCUAUUCGAGUUCGCGGCAAGAAAGGUCACGAGUAUGGCUUUUGGCUUCGCUUUGGGCAAAGCCAUGCUCGAAGGACACAGGCGCCAUAGCGUCGCACGUAUCGAUCCAAGAUACUGAGCCGCUGAUGGACCAGGCACGGCCUGAGAGCAGACAGUAUAUAUCCUGUGUCUUCGACUCGCUUUGGAGAAAUCAUCAUCAGCUCAACCAUCCUCCUCUCCUCUACUCAGAUCACUCCGGUAUUCGACCUUCGGACAACGCACGGGAAGAUGCAGUUUCUUGUCUUCCUCACUGCAGCCUUGGGCUCAGUGGCUCUCGCUCAGCAGCCGACGUCUUCGACUGUGAACUUCGUCUGCGCAACCAGAUAUGCACUGCAGCCAACGAACCAGAUCAGGACUACCACUUUCCGAGUCACCACGACCAAUUCUGUUGGCAGGACUGUUACUGUCAACCCAAGAACUACUCGCACUGUUGGGGCCAAUACGUUCACCGUAACCAACACAUUCACGUCGUUCAGCACCGUCACCGCCGCUAGCUCCGUGGCCACCGCUACUGCCUUUGUGACUGCCACCUCCACUCAGGUCUCGACAGUCACUCAGACCUUCACCAGUGCCACAGUGAUCACAAUCACCAAUUCGCUCGCAGGUGUUACCAGUACUGUCGCUGCACCAGCUGGUUUCACUGCUCUCGGCCUUACUCCAGGCUUCGCUGAGAAGCGCGACUCCUCUCCUGAGCCUCAUCAUCCUCACAUCGCCCGUGCUGCAGCCAAGGGACACUUGCCAAUCCUCCCAGAAGUCGGAAAGAAGCAGCUCCAGGCUCGCCAGAACUCAGGACAGGAAUUCCCAGUCGGCAUCCUCUGCACUUCCAGAACCACCUUCUUCGUCACCGGCACCGCAACCUCCACUCGAGCAGGCCCAACCACAACCAUCACCAUCACUCAGCCAAACGUCGUCCGCACUGUCACCACAACCAUCACAGGCGCACCACGAACCGUCACCCCAGCAGGCACAACCCGCUUCAUCACCGUAACAUCCACCACCCUCCGCUCCGCCACAACAACCAGCACCACCGUCCUCGUCAACACCAACACCGUGAACAUCAACGGCCCAGCCGCCACAGCCUUCGCCCAAUGCGCCCCCGAAAAUCUCAUCUCCUCCGCCUUCUUCGGAAACCAAAUCGGAACCGUCACAAUCAACUCCGCUUUCACCGUCCGCUCCAUCAACGUCACCGAUAUCACUGGCCUCGAAUGCUGCAAUUCAUGCGCUCAACUUCCCACAUGCGCUGGAUUCGCGCAACAGAGCAUUCUGCAAGGAGGCAGUUGUUUCCAGAUCUUGAAUAAUGGCGUUUGUGAUCCUGCUCAGAACUUUGGAAAUAAUUAUCAUUAUUAUCAGGUGGAGAGCGGGUUGGGGUAUACGGUGGGGAAUGCGCAGUGUGGACAGCUUGGUGCUAUUGCGGGGCCGCCCAAUGAUGGCAACUCAUAGGUGCCUGUCCUUGAGUGAACAAGGCAGGGAUCCUUGAAGAAGGGGAUGGGGGUUUGGGUGAGCAAAGUGAGAGAAGAAGAGAAAAACGAUGCAAUAAUUGUGAACAAGAUCGAACUAACAAGAUUCGUAAUAUGGUUGAGAUUUCUUAGUGUCAUCAGUACAAAGCAGAAUCAGAAUCAGAACAGAACAGAGCAGAUGAAAAAUCACAUACAAAACUCCAAAGCAGUCUCAAUAAUUCGAAUGAAGAAGAGCGUAUUGAUCUGUCUCAUCUCGAUCUACUCGAUAAAGCCACUACCGCGUAGCCCAGGUCUGUUACCAAGUCUUUCGCGUCCUCGAUUCUCCUUACUCUACUGUAAUAAUACUGAAUAUGAGCUUUCUAUGCAUGCCACCACCUCUUAAGAUCUCGUGCUACACUGGGUAGAUGGUUAGUCACAAAUGUCACGUGCAAUUGUAGACUUGGCGCUCGCAGUGAAUUAUCGUCAGCCUACUUUGAGCUUGGACACAGAUCACUGAGGAUAUCCACGCACGAAAAACCGGCGA